AUGCCUCCCAAGAAGCAAGUCAAAGAGGAGAAGCUCCCCCUCGGCAGGCCUGGCAACAGCCUGAAGAGCGGCAUCGUUGGCCUAGCAAACGUCGGUAAAUCAACUCUUUUCCAGGCCAUCACAAAGUGCUCGCUUGGCAACCCCGCCAACUUCCCCUAUGCGACCAUCGACCCUGAAGAGGCCCGUGUCAUCGUCCCUGAUGAGCGCUUCGACUGGCUCGUGGAGCACUACAAGCCCAAGUCCGUUGUGCCCGCCAACUUGACCGUCUACGAUAUCGCUGGUCUGACGCGCGGUGCCUCGACUGGUGCGGGUCUCGGAAACGCCUUUCUGUCACACAUUCGCGCCGUCGAUGCCAUCUUCCAAGUCGUUCGAUGCUUCGACGAUGCCGAGAUCAUCCACGUUGAGGGCGAUGUUGACCCUAUCCGUGACUUGGACAUCAUCUCCGAGGAACUGCGGCUAAAGGACAUCGAGUUUGUCGAGAAAUCUCUUGAGAAGCUUGUCAAGGAGACACGGCGAGGUGGUCAGAGUUUGGAGAUGAAGAAGCUCAAGGAGGAGCAAGCGACUGUCGAGCAAAUCCUUGCCAUGCUCAAGGACGGUAAGGAUGUGCGAAAGGGUGACUGGUCGCCAAAGCAGGUCGAGGUCAUCAACCCUCUCUUCCUGCUCUCAGCCAAGCCCGUUGUCUAUCUCGUCAAUCUCAGUGAAAAGGACUACAUUCGUCAGAAGAACAAGCACCUGCCCAAGAUUGCUGAAUGGGUCAAGACCAACGCGCCCGGCGACCCAGUCAUCCCCAUUUCCGUCCAAUUCGAGGAGCGUCUGGCCGCCAUGUCUGACGCCGAGGCGGCUGAAGAGUGCAAGAAUCUCGGCACAAAGUCUGCUCUUCCCAAAGUCGUCCUCACCAUGCGCAAAGCUCUCAACCUUGGCAGCUUCUUCACAACGGGUACCGACGAGGUCAGGCAAUGGACUAUAAGGAAUGGCACCAAGGCACCACAAGCUGCUGGUGUCAUACACGGCGACUUUGAAAAGACGUUUAUCCAGGCCAUUGUAUAUAACUACAACGUCCUUAGGGAGGAGGGUGAUGAGGCUGGUGUCAAGGCAAAGGGCAAGAUUAUGACCAAGGGUAAGGAUUAUGUUGUCGAAGACGGCGACAUCCUUCUCAUCAAGGCUGGUGCGGCCAAGUCGUAG
Messenger RNA from Plenodomus lingam JN3, 1182 nucleotides. RefSeq names its product Obg-like ATPase (gene OLA1). Gene Ontology annotation, molecular function: ATP binding; GTP binding; ATP hydrolysis activity. NCBI's taxonomy places the organism in Eukaryota, Fungi, Ascomycota, Dothideomycetes, Pleosporales, Leptosphaeriaceae. The record is from RefSeq and is a predicted model, not a curated record. Gene Ontology annotation, cellular component: cytoplasm.